Molecule: messenger RNA, 2055 nt
Organism: Daucus carota subsp. sativus
Lineage: Eukaryota; Viridiplantae; Streptophyta; Magnoliopsida; Apiales; Apiaceae
Exons: 4
Coding region: 545-1882 (445 amino acids)
Source: RefSeq, a predicted model, not a curated record
UUAAAUCUGAAGUUAAAAUAUUACUUUUACUCUUUUAGAAUUAAAUGUUUCUAAAUAAUCUUCUUUAGGACUGUCAAUCCGAAGUACAUCGACAAACUCAGCUCCUACAUUCUUGUGGGGUGUGUUUGGGGAUCAAAUUUGGCCGGCUACUAAUGGUUUUAUAUAUUCACUUUUGCUGUGCUGUCAAUGCUGUGUCAACAGGCUAAUUUUUUUGGAAGCAAAUAUAAUAUACACCCGCACCAUGUAUGACAUAACAAGGCAUGCUUAUUGGAAUGUCAGAUUCCAACAUUAGUUUUUUUUCCUUCUCAUUUUGCUUAUUUUCAUUUCCACAUUUCUUUGAACAUCUGUUGGAUAUACAUAAGGCUAUUAAGCAUUGGCCUCACAAAUAAUUAUCCAUUUCCAUUUUGCUCCUGCAGGUUAUUCAUUCUCAAUCAAGGUUUUGGCUUUGUGAUUGUACUAAUCAGAGUUUGAAGUUGCGAGUGGCUAUUACCAUUACCAUACAUAACUUUAUAUGGUAUAAGAGACUGUCAGCUUGUUUUCUAUUAUGGGUUCUUUAGCGGGAAGCCUUCAAAGACCAUUCCUUGCAGCCUCUGCUGUUGCGGUAGCUUCUGUUUCUACUGAUCUUCAUGACAAAUUUAUGCCAUCAAAGUUAUCAGAUACUGAUUCUUCUUUGGAACAAUCAACUUCUACCUCACAACUGUCUAUUGAAACAAAUCCUUCAAGGGUAUCUCAAUUGUCUAUUUCCAAGCUGUCUGAUUUAUCUUUUGUAGCCAGGAUUAGGGUGCCUGUUCCUUAUGUAAGAUGCCCUGUUCCUGUUACGAGUCAGGGUUCUGUCUCAAACUCUCUAUUCUCUUCUGCCAUCUCUUCUCCUGUCCUUUUGAAUUUAUAUAGCUCUGCAGAGUUGGCCAGUGCUAAGCCAACUGCAUAUACACCUAUUCUCCCUGUACCGCCCUUAUCUGAAGACGUUUUGUAUAAAUGGCAUUUGCCCCAACGUAAUACCAUUGAUACAGCUGAUAAUUCUGAUUGUUCAUUGGCCAAGUCUAGGACAGUAGUAGUUUUGCUCGGAUGGUUAGGUGCAAAACAGAAACAUAUGAGGAAAUAUGCAGAAUAUUAUACUUCAAGAGGAUUUCAUGUAAUUACCUUUACCUUCCCCAUGUCUGAGAUUUUAAGCUAUCAGGCUGGCUGGAAAGCUGAAGAGCAUGUAGAUUUGCUAGUCAAUCAUCUUUCUGAUUGGCUGGAAGAAGAGCAUGGAAACAAUCUUGUGUUUCACACUUUCAGUAACACAGGGUGGUUAACAUAUGGAGCUAUUUUGGAAAAAUUUCAGCAGGAGGAUGAUGGCUUAAUAGAGAGAAUUAAAGGAUGUAUUGUUGAUUCAGCUCCUGUAGCAGCCCCUGAUCCACAGGUAUGGGCUGCAGGAUUCUCUGCUGCUAUUUUGAAAAAGCAAAGUGUUGCAACAAAACAAGACACUGAAGCAAAUAGAAGAAAUCUUGAAGUUUCAGGUAAUAACAAUGUGUCUGAGGAAGUCAAGCCGGCAUUUAUGGAAGCAGCUUUGCAAGUCGUAUUAGAGAGAGUUUUUGAGGUGGUUUUGAAACUUCCUGCCGUGGAUGGGAGGCUGUCUUCUUUAAUGGGUCAAUUGAAGUCCAGACAACCAAGCUGCCCGCAGUUAUACAUCUACAGCUCUGCGGACAAAGUCAUUCCUGCCGAAUAUGUCGAGUCUUUCAUAACCGAGCAGCAAAGGAUAGGACAUCAAGUCCGGUCUUGCAACUUCAUAUCCACGCCACAUGUUGAUCAUCUUCGAAAUGAUCCAGAGCUGUACACAUCUCAACUCACCCAAUUUUUGGAGGAUUGCAUGCUCUGUUGCAAACAAGAUCCCAACCCCUAAGCUAUUAUAGAUUUUUUUAAAAAAAUUAUUAUUUAGAGGUUUUGCAUUCUAAAGCCAAAACCAUAGUUUAACACCUCCUUUUUCUUUCCUUCUCACUCAUCAUUAACAGUUACAAUACUGUCCUUUGCAAGAUAAAGAUAUACAAAUACAUGACCAAAUGGUCUUUUACUCAA